GUAGCAGAUGAAGAAGCAUUAGCUAAUAAUGACUCACGUGCCUUCAAAGCAUGCCACCCCAAAAUAAAGAGCUUCUACUUUGCAACAGACUGCCUUGAAGAAAUGAAUAGAUGGAUGAAUCGUUUGGGUCUUGCAGCAAUUGGUUACACACCUGAUGACAAGGAUAUUCAUCCAGAUGAAGAUUACUGGAGUGAAAGCGACCAGGAUGACAUCGAUGGCUCUUUAACCCUGAAGCAGGAAGGCUCCUCAGCACUGUGUGACACCUAUCAUCGAACACCCUCAGUGAAUUCUUCCAGCCCAUUCCCUGAAGCCCCGCACGGUCGACACUUUUCAAGUGAAUCAACAUAUUCUCAUUCUUCUGCCGAGGAUUCUCGACAAGAUGUAGCAGGAAGCACACACUCAUCAGCAUGCAGACCUCCCUACCGAGAAAGACGCUCAUGGCAGGAUUUGAUAGAGACUCCGUUAACCAGUUCAGGGCUCCAUUUUCUUCAGACUGUUCCUCCUGAUGCAGAGUACGUGAGUGGCUGGCCUGGAAUGUCGCCGGACAAACGAAGACAAGCAACGCUACCAGUGCAAAGGCGUCAUAAUUAUGAGCAGGAUGGGCCUUUUCCUUUGGUGGAAUGUCAGAGGGGACAUAGCGCUCAUAGCAGGCCGCAGAAGCAACGCAGUCAAAGCCUUCCCCGAAACAGAGAUGUGAGGGGUAAGGGACGUGUAAAGUCCAUAGAAGGAACAGACGACAAGCUGGAAGAGAAAGUCCCUAUCAGAAGGCAUAACAGUUUCUGUGCAGAAGAAAACGUAAAAGAAAUUGGAGAAAAUACAGAUGGUCUACAAGAGCUAUACAAAUCUCUGGAACAAGCUAGUUUGUCAGCUUUUGGAGAGCAGCGUCCUUCCACCAAGCAGGAGUUCCGCAAGUCUUUUGUAAAGCGAUGUAAUGAUCCAGUCAUCAAUGAAAAGCUUCACCACAUCAGAGUUCUCAAGAGCACUUUAAAAGCAAAGGAAGGGGACCUCACAGUUAUCAACAGCCUUCUGGAUGAUCCCAACUUAACAUCAAAGAAGUUUAAAGAUUGGAAACUAAAGAACUAUGAGUUUUUCCUGGACAUUUGUGAGUACAGUGCUGCUGUGAAAUCUCAAAACGGAGCCUCUGAACUUGCAACCUCAGCACCAAUGCUGACACAUACACACUCAUUCAUUGAAACUCAUGUGUGACAGGACUCACAUCCUGAAUAAUUGCUGGGUGCCAUGAAAAAUCGAAUAAGACAAACACUGUAGUAUUUAUUGACAAUGUACUCAGCAGUACUGUAAAUAAGUUGGAUAAGAGAAUAGUGCCACAGGAUGCCUACUACAUUGCAUGAUAAGACAAUAAUAUGCUUUAUGAAUUCUUCUGUUUGCUGUUAUCAACCGAUGUCCGUAUCAAGCUCUGCAUUAGAAAGAAGCAGUGCAGAAGUGUAACUGAAAAUAAAUACCAGGAUAUUUAAAGUACUGUACUAAAACUAAGCUUGUAUUAUGAGAUCCUACAAUCAUUUUAUAUAUUUAGAUAUAUAUGAAGACAUAUCUAUGUAUAUAAAAUGUAACAUGGUAGUUGAUAUUUACUUUGAAAAUGCCCUAAAGUUUACAUUCUCACACAUUUUUUCUUGAGAAAAAUAUAAAAUUAAAACAUAAACACAUUGGCGACUCUUAGAGAUGAACAUUUAUUUUUGCAACAUUUCCAGGUAGUGACCAUCUUUGCAAAUAAAAGGACAGAGUUAUCAAAAUGUAAACUCAAUCCCUAUAGUGUGCCUUAAAAUGUACACUGUACAUCUAGUAAAUAGAUCCCAGUCUGGCCCUAUGGGCAUAUUGUA
Messenger RNA from Mesitornis unicolor (brown roatelo), 1838 nucleotides. Its product is annotated as connector enhancer of kinase suppressor of ras 2-like. The annotation marks the transcript as partial. The record is from RefSeq and is a predicted model, not a curated record. Lineage: Eukaryota; Metazoa; Chordata; Aves; Mesitornithiformes; Mesitornithidae. The transcript has 7 exons.